UCUAUUCGUAAAGCCGCAGAGUUUUUCAGUUUUAUUGCUGAGGAUUAUAAUAACAAGCGAAUUUUACUUAAGAAUUGAAUGAUAAUGAAUUCUGAGAAUAUUACGGAGAUUAAAACACCCGUCAAGGAGCGAUUGGAGGAGAAACCAAAGCCUGCGCAACCGGAAACACCAAAAACCCCAUCCCUGCCGGUGAGCAGCGUCAUUGGCUUUAACACCGAGGACUUCCUGGCACGCGUCAACAUGAACGAGAAGAUCAAUAACAUUCUGCGCUCGCCCACAAAAACCCCGAAUGGGGUGCGCCAGCGCUCCGUAUUCACGGCCAUUGCGCCAUCAUCGUCUCGCUUCAAUGCCAGCGCUACGCCGUUUGUUUCACAGCAGCAGCGCUCGUCGGCUACUUCCGCCAAUGCCGGUUCAGUCGCUGGUGGCGGCAUGACGCCCAAGGAGACUUCAACACCAUCGGUCGCGCUUCAAGCACGUCAAAUGUCCAUUCCAGUGCACUUGAGUGCUGCCUCGCCCCAUCACUACGGAGGCUACGAUUCGCCGCUAACUGGACGUAGCGGUGGCUUGACAAGGGGUGUGUUCAAUACUCGCUACCCUGUGGCGCCACCACCGUCACCGAUCUAUGGAUUCGAAAAUGACAUGUGUCGCAUGCCACCUGCAAUGUCGCCGUCUCAUCACGCUCAACAAUUCCCACAACCUAUGCCGCCACCACCGUAUGCUGUCGGUCGCUUGAGUGGCAGCCAUCGCGGUGUCGAGUACGAGAACCCAACUCCACCACCCUGCCCAGGCGCUGGACCUAUUGCUAUGACCAAUGGCACCAUACAGCUGCGUCUGCGCGAUGGAAUACGCAUUGACAUGACGCUGGACAAGGCUGUGCGCGUUCUAAAUCAACGCAGCAUGGUGGCCAUUGCUCUGUCGCGUAAUUGCAGCAACUCGGCGCUAAUUCACCCCAACGGGCGCAUACUGCAGAGCGGCUCCAAGGUGGAGAUUGUCACCUACGAUGGCAUGAAGACUAACAAUUAUGUCCGCUAUGCCAAAAUGUGGUACAAGGGUGUCAGCUUCACUAGCGAGUCGUGCGCUUUGAUCUAUCUCGUGGAUACGGCUGGUACACGCACUACCACCGACACCUUCACCGAUCUCACGAAGGACUACACUUUGACGGUGUUUUAUGACGAUUCACGCCAUGGCCCGUCCUAUGUGCAGGAUGCUAAUGAAGUUAUACAAAACUCCACAUACUCGUGCACCGAUGAGGGCAGCGAAAUUUAUGAAAUUAAUGGUUUUCGUAUCACCCAAGCCGCAGAUGGGCUCGUAAAGCUAACACGCACCCAUAACAAAUGCUUGAUUCGCACCAGCCCGGGCAAUGGUUCGGCCACUUUAACCACUCCUGGUAUUCAUUGUACAGCCUCCUUGGGCAAGACGUCGCAUUUGUUUGUUCGUCGCAACGAGAAACGCAUGCAUUUUGAUGGUUCCUGUUUCAUCGUACGCAAUGCAGGCCACUCAGCCGGAUUUAACGAAAACAAUUUGUUGAUCGUUUAUUAAUGUUGCUAAAGAAAAAGACCUAUAAAGAAAAGUGUUUUGCCGACAAAACCUAAAAUUUCUAAUAAUCCACCAAACAUACAACGCAGGCGACAAUGAAUGUUGGCAUAAACAAUAACAAAAAACUGCAAUUAUGAAGCAAAUCGGAUCCAUUGCAAAGCAAGGCGUACAAGACCAAUUUAACGAGCACGUAAAGAGAACUAUAACGCCAGGAAGAGAGGAAAGAAAUUCAAAUAACAAACAUACAUAGUAGUAAAAAAAGUGGCGCGCAUAGAAAAUUAUAGAAAGUCGUUAUGAAAAAAGUUUAAAAGAAAAUUUAACAAAAAAAUGCGCCCAAAUAGUCAACAAGACCCGAUCGUCAGUAGCCUCUUUGCUAAUAGUUGAUAGUUCCAACAAAACCUCCGUUAGUAAUACUUUUCAAAUUCUCAAAUUUAAGUUAGUUUUUUUUUUAAUUUUUUUUUUUAUUUCAUUACAUACACACAAAUCAGCGUGUGUCUCGCCUGAGUACUAGUUUAGAGAGAGAGCAUGAAUGCUGUGGCAGAUUUUAGCUUGAGAUUCGUAUGUACGCACAUCUCUCUCCUUACUGCUUUGUCGAGAGCAAUUAAAUUUUCAACUCUUCACACCUUACGCAUUUUUAUAACCAACGUAAACAUCUUGCGUAAACAUACAAAUAUUUUUAUUUUAAUUAUUCGCUUAGUCACCCAUCCCCCUUAGCUAUUACUUUUCACUACUAUCUUUAUAAAAUAAUUGCUUCAAGUUCCAAUCAAUAAGGAACUCUAUCAUUCAGUUGUUAAAUGAAAAAACAAAUUCUAGUUUCGAAAGUGUAUUUAAAAUUUAGCGUGAAA
Molecule: messenger RNA, 2381 nt
Organism: Anastrepha ludens (Mexican fruit fly)
Lineage: Eukaryota; Metazoa; Arthropoda; Insecta; Diptera; Tephritidae
Gene: fest
Exons: 8
Coding region: 79-1539 (486 amino acids)
Source: RefSeq, a predicted model, not a curated record